Molecule: messenger RNA, 1919 nt
Organism: Lonchura striata (white-rumped munia)
Lineage: Eukaryota; Metazoa; Chordata; Aves; Passeriformes; Estrildidae
Product: carbohydrate sulfotransferase 9
Biological process (GO): proteoglycan biosynthetic process; carbohydrate biosynthetic process
Cellular component (GO): membrane
Molecular function (GO): sulfotransferase activity
Source: RefSeq, a predicted model, not a curated record
AGAACAGAACUGAGAGUGAGAAGCAGUGGGGCUGUGUGGGAAUCUUGGAAGUAGAAGGAGAGACAGUUCUGAUGAGCUGGGCUCGGAAGUGUGGUGUACAAGGGGGGGCUGUGAGGCUGACUGAGGAGACAAAGGGAGGAGUCUGGCAGAGGGAGCCAGCAAAGAGCUGGCUUGUGCAUGAGGAAGGCUGAACAGCAGAAUCAGGGUGAGAUCUGAUGGCUGUUUGGGAAGCUGGAAAACAGGAUUUGCUGGGUGAGCUGCCUGGGGACGAUAUAAGGAAGGCUUUUGGAGGUUUCUCUUAGGUGAUUUUCAUCAGUGGAAACUUUGCAUUACACAGAACUCCAUACUGGGGUCGUGCAUCUGAAAACAUCUUCUGAAGAAGGCUUUGGGCUUCACUUUAAGCUUUAAAAGACAAGGGAAGAGUAUGUGCUCAUAAGCAGUUCAUUGUUCUGAAAAAAGGAGGAAUUUUGGAAGACUUCAAAAUGGACAUAUUAUUUAUCUGUUUGGUUUAACAGUAUAAUUGUGAAAUACAGAUUUCCACUUUAGAGACUACGUCACUUUCCUUCCUGUGAGAAUAACAUGAAUCAGAAGGUGUUAGUUUUUCUUCUUCCAAAUUUUGUAUUUGGGAUAUUUCUUUUUGGGUUUUUCUGUAGGAGACAAAAAAACCUAACAGAUGCUUUUCCCAAUCCUACUGAAAAUUGGCUGGCAAUUCAAAAUGGUCGGAAAACCACACUGGCUUCUGUCUGCCUGAAGAAUAACCUUAAUAAACCAAGAAACAAAUUGGAUUCUCAUGUUGCAAACCAGCUCUUUGUGGAGCACAAGCAUAAAUUUAUCUACUGUGAGGUGCCUAAGGUAGGCUGCUCCAACUGGAAGAGAACUAUUUUUCUUCUUCAAUCAGACCUGAAUGCAGAAGCUUCUGAAAUUGAGCAUGACAACAUCCACCAUACCUCACUAAUCAAAAGGCUGGUGUCUUACCCUCCUGCCUUACAAAAGGAAUUCCUAAGCAAUUACACAAAAGUGAUGUUCACCAGACAUCCCUUGGAACGGCUGGUUUCAGCUUACAGAGACAAACUCCUGCACUCUGAACCAUUCUACAGUACCACUAUUGCUAAUGAGAUUAGGGCAAUGUUCAGGAAAAAUAAAAAUUCUCCUGAAAAAGUGAGUUUCCAGGAGUUUGUCAACUUCAUUCUAGCAAAGCCACCACAUACUCUUGACAUUCACUGGAAACCAAUGUUUCUGCUUUGCGAUCCUUGCAACAUUCACUAUGAUAUUGUGGGUAAGUAUGAAACUCUUGGGUUGGACUCUGAGCAUGUUCUGAAGGUCAUUGGUGCACCAGAAAGCCUGCAAUACCCCAGCUUGAAAAGAUACGGCUCAGAGAAACGAACUGAUGGUGAUAUUACCUUAGAGUACCUCAGACAACUGACCUCAGAACAAAUUGAGAAGAUUAAAAAAUUGUACGAAAUGGAUUUCUUUUUGUUCAACUAUACUAUGAAAUAUGGGAAUUACUUUACCCUGAAUGACUAAUGUGGGUUAAGCAAAGAACAGUUUCCUUUGUACAAAACGGAUGGAACGUCCUCACAGGUGCUUGAUAACUGGGCUGGUGACUGCUGCUGAGGUUAUCCUGGAAUUUGUAGAUACAGUUUAUCAUUCUAAGGACCCUUAUAAAAAAUCCCUGUCAUGAUCUCCUGUACCAUACAGACCUUUACCUAUUAAAGUUAUUGUCUUCCUAUUGAUCUUUAACAGCAUAUGUUUGUUUCAUGAAAACUGUUCAUAAAUGAUAGAUUUUGGUCCAUUGGUAAGAGACACGGGGAGGAUGAAGAAUGUUGUAUUUCACAAUGAAUAUUUUAGAACACAAUUUUCAUUUUUUAAUUAGAAAAUUACAUAAGAUGCAAUAAAUAAUCUCCUUGCGAGUUAAACCA